AUGGUUAACUACGGAUGCUCCAAAGGGUGCGUUACAUGCAAACAACGCCGCGUCAAAUGUGACCAAGCAAAACCCAAAUGCCGGACAUGCCAUCGUCUAGGACUUCAAUGUGAGGGUUACCAGAUAAAAUGUACCACCCUGAAGUUCAAAGAACAGAACCACAAGUUCUGCAACGAAAUCAAUAGGGCCAGAGUCGCUCGAGAUGAGAAUCAGGCGUCUAGUCCGCGAGCGCUAGCUGAACCAGACACCUCAGUGUCUUUCUUUUUUCAGUAUUACGCCGGCAUGGGUCGGAGUUUGGAAUCCGCGCGCGGGUUUUUCGAGGUUCUCAUUCCAUUAUAUUGUUCUCAGACGCAAGAGUCGCCUCUCAUGUUGGCUGUGUCAGCCGUAGCUUCUGAAAUCCUGUCUCUAUGGCGACGGGAUUACUGCCAGACUUCACGAGAUAUAUAUAUUCAGGCCGUUAAAUGUCUUCGGAGUACGUUAAAGAAUCACAAUGAAUGGGGCAAGCCGGGAACUAUUUCAGCGGUGUUGGCACUGCAGUUAUAUGAAAACGUCGCCGCUGUCUUUGGUCUUCGCUCAGGAACAUCCAUACACCACAAUGCCGCAUUGUCUUUGCUUCCAUUUGCAAGUUCUAAUAAAGCCGGCGGAAUGACCCACAUUCUUCUUCAGAGAUUUAUUCUUCAUUCCGAAAUUUGCUCUGCGAUGCGUCAAGAAAGGGCAUUGGAAGAUACUGCACACUCCUGGGUCAAAAGCACGGAUUUGAUAGCAUCGACAGACAACCCAAGUCCUAGACUUGAUGCUAUAGGGGCCACUGUUGCCGAAUUACAAGCUAGCUAUAUGCAGUUCGUAACGCAGGACGGGUCUAUCACUUCUUCGCAGAAUGCUCCAAGAGAUUGGAUUUUCGAGGCAAAACGCCUAGACGAUCAAUUACUGGCCUGGUCAAGAAACGUGCCAGACUACUGGCAGCCGCUGAAGCUCAGAAGUGGACAGGACGUCGAUUCUUCAAUCCCCACCUAUCGAUUUCUUUGCGAGGUUUAUCCUACGUGCCAGAUUGGAACGAUUUGGAAUCUAUGGCGCGUUCAGCGUCUCUUGCUUCUCAGGAUUAUUUUCAGCUUACAUGCAAUUGCAUAUCCACAGAAAUUUGAGGAUCGAGCGGAUAAAACAUCUCCGAGUGAUGAACAUCUGGGAGAUUAUGUCCAAACUCUCCAGGAACUAGUGGAUUCCGUGUGCCACAGUGUACCCUUUUAUCUCGGUAAUCGAUCCAAUCCUCUCCACCUUGCCGACUUUGGCGACACGAAAAUAUUGCUUCCAAGUCCUCGUUCACUAGCCGUCGUUCAGGAUGAACGACGCUUUGACAAGCAAGGUCAGAAGGGCCAAACAUCAAGGGAAUAUUACAGACGCCACAUCAUUGCUCAAGGGCCUUGGCAUAUUAUGAGUCCGUUGAGUCGCUUGUUGACGCUCUUCUCAGAAGGCCAUGGUCAGUCUAUGGCGAGUUUUCUCAGACCAGGGCAGCACGAGUGGAUCCGCAAACAAUUCAUGCGUGUCACUUAUUUGCUUCGGAUUCCACUACCAGUUAAUAGUGGUAAAAGUAAAUUAUACACCCUUACAAAAUUGCCCGGCCAAGAACCUACAGAUUCAGAAAUCGAGUAUCUGGCGAAGGAAGUCCGAAACGGUGCAAUUUUUAUGAGUGGACCUUAG
Molecule: messenger RNA, 1695 nt
Organism: Penicillium taxi
Lineage: Eukaryota; Fungi; Ascomycota; Eurotiomycetes; Eurotiales; Aspergillaceae
Product: Zn(II)2Cys6 transcription factor domain-containing protein
Exons: 1
Coding region: 1-1695 (564 amino acids)
Biological process (GO): regulation of DNA-templated transcription
Molecular function (GO): zinc ion binding; DNA-binding transcription factor activity, RNA polymerase II-specific
Source: RefSeq, a predicted model, not a curated record